ACCAUCAAUUGACAUCCAAACUAUGGCUCUGUUCAAGUGCAUGUGUGUCUUCUUAGUCUCGCUUCUGCUCACCCUCACCUUCACCAACGCCCAGGGUGGAGCUUCACAGCGGACGCUCCCGCCAUUUCCCUGCAUCCCAGGCCAGCAACGACCCCCAUGGCUGCCACCCUGUCCGCCGCCGCCAGCUGAGUGCUACACAUCCCUAUCAGGGCUGAAGCCAUGCGUGGACUUCCUCACCCACACCGGGGUGCCACCGGCGCCACCCACGAGCGCCUGCUGCGACGGUCUCAGGUCGCUCGUCACUGACGCGCCCAUCUGCCUGUGUCACGUCGUCAACGGUGACAUCAACGAGCUUCUGCCGACGCCCAUGGUACCCGUGCGCAUGGUGGCGCUCCCCCGCUUGUGUGCUGUCCCCUUCCCACGUGCCACGCUCCGCCAGUGCAUCAGAGGGCAUGUGCCACCUAUGACCCCACCUCCACCAGAAGCAUCACCGCCGGAAUCACCAUCGACUCUACCAGCAUCAUCAUCGUCAACUCUGUCAGCAGCAUCACCACCGACACCACCAGCAUCAUCACCGUCGUCGACUAACUCCACCAGCGACAUCACCGCUAGAGUCACCGCCAACUCCACCAACAACAUCGCCACCGGAACCGCCGUCGACUCAACCACCGGAGUCACCAUUGACUCCACCGCCGACACUAGUGACGGCGCCACCGGAAUCACCGUCAAAUCCAUCGUCGACGACAGUAGCUAUGCCACCGGCGACUCCAUCCCCAUCAUCUUAAUCACGACACAUAUUUUAAAAGUAGUAGUACAGUCUAGUAAAAAUAGAUAUGCAUUUUAGGAUUUUAGCUGAUAGGCGUUAUUGUUCCGUUCGCAUCGUAUGCAGCAGUGUGUUAGCUAUAAUUAGUUGUAUACCUAUUAUUACUAAGUUUUUUUUAGAAGUAUCUGUAAUAAUAUUUAAGAUCUUUCUCAUCCAUAAAAUAUAUACAAGGACAUCACUGAUGUAUUAUUUUA
Zea mays is the source of this 1017-nucleotide messenger RNA. Its product is annotated as Os07g0585250-like protein. NCBI's taxonomy places the organism in Eukaryota, Viridiplantae, Streptophyta, Magnoliopsida, Poales, Poaceae. The transcript has 2 exons. Bases 23 to 844 code for a protein of 273 amino acids. The record is from RefSeq and is marked validated.